Molecule: messenger RNA, 3552 nt
Organism: Xenopus tropicalis (tropical clawed frog)
Lineage: Eukaryota; Metazoa; Chordata; Amphibia; Anura; Pipidae
Gene: zhx3
Product: zinc fingers and homeoboxes 3
Cellular component (GO): nucleus
Molecular function (GO): DNA binding
Source: RefSeq, marked provisional
UGGGAUUCUCACAGCCAAGCUGAAGCGGCUCCGCCUCCUCCCGGGGCCUGAAACGUUUGAGAGUGGGGGGGACAGGCGGCUUAGGGAACCGGGAAGAGGCUUGAAUUGGGCAGAGUUGAAGCCUGGGCACAAGUCAUACUUUAACCGAAUCACCUAAUGCUUCACAGACCAGCUGGAAUUGUGUCCUGUCUGAAACUGGGGGACAUCAGCUUGCUAUCAAGAAUUAAUUUGCUGGCUCAGCAUCAGUCAUGGCCAGCAAACGUAAAUCUACCACUCCGUGUAUGAUACCUCUAAAGACUCUAGCGCCUGAUAGAGGCACAGACAUUUCUGAAGAAUGCAAAGAGAAAUCUGCCAAGCAAGAAGACCAAGAGAUUCUGCAAGCUUUAGAUCUGAGUGAAAGCAGUAAUGUGGUACAGUCUAAUGGACAUGAAAAUGUUGAUGGGGACAAGUAUUUUUGUAAAUACUGUAAUUUUGGUUCUCACGACACAAAGCCGUUUAUCGAACACAUGCUUUCAAAACACACUGGAUUCAAAGAAGAUCCUUCUUAUGUCUGUAUUGCAUGCAGCUUCCUUGUAAAGGACUAUAAAGAACUGGAAGGUCACAAUGCUGAAAGUCACCUGGAGUCGAACCUGACUUGGAGCGUGGCAAAGCAUGAGAGUUACACUAUUGUUGAGCAAAGCCUCACCGACCAUAACACGGACUCAAUCAUGGCUCAGCAUCUUCCUGAACAAGGUGUUGACGAGUUUUCUGAAAUUUCCAUUACAAAAACGCCUAUAAUGAAGAUUAGGAAAAACAAGCCCGAGACGAAAAAAAUAAUUGCGAUGAAAGAUUCUAAUCAUUUGUCGGAAGAAGUGGAGAAAAAGCCCCACCUUCUGUCUAGCAAUGGUUUGCUACCGGGCAACAAAGUAAUCAACAAAGUUGUCGGUUCUUCUCCAGUUGUGAAUGGAUCAAUCAUAGGGACUGUUCCACUUCUGCAAACAGGGGUCACCCAACUGCUGUCCAUAGACCCCUCACAGUCGGUAAUGCAGCCCAAACUCCCAACCUUAAUCUCUCCAGUUCUGACUAAACCAUAUGUUGCCCCAAAGUCCCAUCAUAUUACGCAGCCACCUACAGCCAAAAACCUCCCUAAAGUAAUGAUUCCCCUAAGCAGCAUUCCAACCUAUAAUGUUUCCAUGGAUUCCAACUGUUUCCUGAAAAACUCUUUCAACAAGUUUCCUUAUCCCACAAAGGCCGAGCUUUGCUAUUUAACAGUGGUCACAAAAUAUCCGGAAGAGCAAAUAAAAAUCUGGUUUACCGCCCAGAGGUUAAAACAGGGUAUCAGCUGGACACCUGAAGAAAUUGAAGAUUCCAGGAAAAAAAUGUUUAAUACAAUCAUCCAGUCCAUCCCACAGCCCAUGCCUCAACCAACGAUAACUGUUCUUAAUGCUCCACUUGUUACAAAUACCAAUCAUGUUCAGCCUCUUAUUCAGGCAUCUUUGCCCGGUCACAUUGUUAACCAACCCCAAGGAGCAAGUGGCUUACUUGUAACCCAACCUAUCAUUCCAAAUGGGAUUCAAGCAGCCAGCACAGCUGUAUCGCUCAGUAUGACAAACAUCCCAUCACAUCAGGCCACUACGCAGACCAUGUCUUCAUCUCCAGCUAUACGUGUUGUUGGUUCCACUCGCCCUGUAACACCAACAUCGCCAACCAUGUUGUCACAAAGCCUGUAUGACUCCACCAGUAACAGGUCCAAAAAAUCCAGACAGCAGUUGACCGCUUUGAAAAAUAGUUUUUACAGGAGUCAGUUUCCGUCACACGGGGAAGUUGCCAGGUUAACAAAAAUUACAGGACUCAACACAAGGGAUGUUAGGAAAUGGUUUAGUGAUAAGAGAUAUCACUGGCGCAACAAGGCAACAAAUGCGAUUGACAGUAGCAGUAGUAUGCUCGAUACCUCUGCAGACAUUACUUAUUCCAUGUUAAAAGAGCACGAUUUGGCACUACAAACACAUGCUUCCGCUUCAUCGCACACAACGAGGAGGCACUCCUGGAAUCCAACGCCAGACUUUACUCCAAAAUACAAGGAAAGGGCUCCUGAACAGGUUCGGGCUCUGGAGAAAAGCUUCUUCCAAAGCAGCUUUCCCACUGUGGAAGAGGUAAACCGUUUAAGGAGUGAGACAAAAAUGACCCGGCGGGAAAUUGACAGCUGGUUCGCCGAAAAGCGCAAAAGGGUGGCUGAAGAAAAUAAAAAAGCAAAAAUAGGGGAUCAGGAUUUUGACGAAAUUGAGGAUUCCGCUGAUGAACUGAUUAUUUCCGAGAACAUUGGGUCACCGCCGGCAGAGAGCAUAGUUCACAUCCCUAGUGAGAGAAAAGUAAAUCCGAUCAAAAUAAAUCUUAAGGAUCUCCGAGUAACGGAGUCCAAUGACUGCGCGGAGAUGUCCAGUGAAAAUGACAACAGCAUGAGUUUCGAUGUGGAGAGCGCUGCGGUUCCGUCCCCCAAAAUCAGGCAUAUUAAAAAGACUCCUCAGCAGAGGGAAAUUUUGAAGCAUAUGUUUAUCCAGACACAGUGGCCAACUAAUGACGAAUACGAUCAUAUUAUUGAACAAACAGGACUGUCAAGAACGGACGUUGUGCGUUGGUUUGGGGAUUGCCGGUAUUCCUUUAAAAAUGGACAAUUGCGAUGGUAUGACCGGUACAAAAGAGGCAUGGCACAAUUAAAGCCUGUUUCCUGUCAGCCGCUUUUGGACUAUUACAGCCAGCAUCACUUGGUUUAUGAUUGUGACCUCGAUGGACUUUGUGAGCAGACGGGAUUGACUGCCGAAGAGGUGAAGUCUUGGUUUGCACACAAGAUGGAGGAAGAAGCCCGUGCUGUGUCAGAGGCAGGUGGCGAGGGACUGCACUCUGAUAUUGGCGACAAGGCAGUAGCCCAGAUGGAAACUUACGACGGGGUUUCUGAAAUGUCCGAAAAUAGCGAAUCCUGGGAGCCAGCAGCACCGGAACCACACACAGCAGCAGUCCAGUUAGAGCAGCAGUCCAGCACGGAACAGCAGUCAACUUGAGGCAGACUGAAAAUAAAUGAAUCAAGACAUGGCACCAUAUUUACUCUACAUCCUAUCUGUUAUGGGAUGAUCGUCGACACAGAGUGCUCAUUUUGUACUGCACAACUGGAUUGAAGAAUAAUGGAAAGACAGAAGCAUUCUGGCAAUGUGCAAAGGGAUUUUGGGCACUCAUUGCCUCGAGCCAAGUUCUUACUGCAAAAGACUUUUCAGCGAGUGUAUAAAGUUAUCAGACUCUACUUUUUUCAGAUGACAUGUGAUCCUUGUGCUUUGUAAUUUUCCAAAUUUCCAUUUCUCGUUCAAGGUAUUGUAUUGGUACAGAAGCUUAUUUAUAUAACAGUUACAGACUUACAAAAAAAAAUAAAUUUAGUAUUCAUGCCCUAGUAAUUUACUACAAAACUUUCUAGUGAAAAAUAUUGUUUGGACUAACUGGUUAUAAAUAAUAAAGGUUUUUUUUCCCCUUGCUAUUUUGCCACUGGACAUAAAAUGUAGGUAAACGAGUAAAGAGAAAUGAAAUCUU